AUGGCGAGACUACAGACGUUGUUUCCAAGGACACAAGAUGAAGCGGAGAAUCUUAACAUUCAGCAGAUAUUAGGAGAUGAGCUUCAAGAGAUGAAGAACUGGGUUGCCGAACUAGGAAGAGAAAAAGCAAACAGUAUAGAAGAGUUAGAAGGAAAGGAGCUGAAAAUAAUGUUACUGGAAGAAUCUUUAGAACAGAAGGAAACCAUUCUGCAAGAUGCUCUCCAUCACUGGAAAGACAUUGAAAAGUUGUUGGAAGGAGCAAAGGAAAAAGAGGAGAUGGAGGCUUCUCUAACAACCUUAAAAGCAGAGCUCCAGAAGAGGAACCUUCAAAUCAAAGAUUUCCUCACAAAAGAAGAACAGUCAAGGUGUGAACAACAAAAAUUCGAGGAUAAACUAGACCUAGCUCUCCAUUAUGCAAUGGAGCUGCAGACGUUGCUAAAGGAAGCAGAAGAAAGGGAGAGGAAAAUCAAAGAUGAUUUAGAAGAACAGAUGAAUAAAAACCAUCUGCUAGCUAAAGAAAAGGAAGAUGAAGAGACUGAAAUAAGAAGGGAACAUCAGGAGACUCUGAGGCAAAAGGACAAAGAAAUAGGAAAGCAGCGUGAACGCCUGGAGGAACUCCAGGAUAACUUGGAAAGCGCUCUGCGUCAAGAACAGAGCCUGGAACGUUUGCUGGAAUCUAAAGAAGAGGACCUCAUCUUUUUGAAGAAGAAGGAGAGUGAAGCCCAUCUGGAAGUGCAACGACUUCUCAAGGACUGCGAUAUGCUGAAAGAAAAGAUUCAGCUACAGGAGCAGAAUAGAAUGAGAGAAGAAAAGCGUCUAAGGGAGCAGCUAAGAACACAGGAGGAGGCUUUGAGGGAACAUGACAAAUACAUGUUGAUGAUGUUUCUACAUGGGACUGCUCAGAGGAACUUCCAGCUAGAACACAUUGCGCUGGAACAUGGAAAUAUGAUUGAAGAAGAGAAGCAAGAGAAGUGUACAAGAGGAACAGUAGGAAGAAAAGACACAGGGAGUGAGGAAGACCCAUGUGAGAAGGCCCGUGAGACAGAAGAGAAACAACGUAAGGAGUACUGGAACGCCCAGCGGGAGAAGAACGAGGAUUACGAGAAACAAUGGGAGGGCCUCAAGCACAUUGUGGAAGAUGUUCUUCACGGAGAUGAAUAA
Molecule: messenger RNA, 1161 nt
Organism: Macrobrachium nipponense
Lineage: Eukaryota; Metazoa; Arthropoda; Malacostraca; Decapoda; Palaemonidae
Product: golgin subfamily A member 6-like protein 2
Exons: 2
Coding region: 1-1161 (386 amino acids)
Source: RefSeq, a predicted model, not a curated record